Messenger RNA from Paramecium octaurelia, 2981 nucleotides. The record is from the annotation of a GenBank genome assembly. NCBI's taxonomy places the organism in Eukaryota, Ciliophora, Oligohymenophorea, Peniculida, Parameciidae.
AUGGAAGAUUUUAAUGAUGAUGAGAUCCGUAUAUAUGUAGGGAAAUUUUAGGAUGAAAAUUAGACUUCAAUUCUAGACUAAACUAUGAAUCAAAAAGAAUCACAAGGAUAAAACCGUAAUUCUAUAUUGAAAUAUUUUAGAGUUGAUUAUAUUAUAAUAAGCAAUCAGAACGAAGGAAUAAUUAAAUAAGCAAAUAAUUCCAAUAUUAAGUAAGCACAUUCAAAAUCAUUAUAGAAUAUCUGUAUAAUAAAAAUUUGCGAUAUAGAGAUUUAGAAAAAUAAAAUCAACAGCUAAUAUCACAAUAAGAAUAAUUUAAGUUGGAUAUCUCACAAUAAUAAGUAAAAUAGAUAUAUCUAGAUUAGGAUUAAAUUAAAUAGAGAAAUUAGAAAAAAUAUGAUCUAAUGGAUUAAAUGCAAUAGUUAAAAAGUUAGAUUUAAGUCGAGUAAGUAAUGUCUGAGCAAACAGAGAAAACAAACACUCAAGAGGUAAUAGAGAAACAAUAAAAAAUAUUUUAAAAAUAAGAUAGCUUAUAAUCAUAAAAUUCAAUUGUAAAUGUGUAGAUUGUUAUGGAAUAAGAAUAAAAAAUAGUAGAUUUAGAAAAAUUAAAAAUAUAGCUUGAACAGAAAAUAACAGAACUGGAAUAUGAAAUCAAUGGAAUGAAGUCUGUAGAUAAAAAAAUCUCAUUAUAAAUUUCUAAACUUGAAAAGGCAAUUGAAUUUGAAAAAUAAUGUAUAAAUAUCAUCUAUACAUUGUAAAGAAAAUGCAAUUCUGUAAGAGGAAUUGAGAGCUGCGAAAGAAAAUAAUGGAGUUGAAAGCGGAGUUAAUUAAAUGAAUGUAGAUGAAUUGAGUUUAAGAGAAAAAAACCUUUAAUUGACAAGAGGUAAUUUCAAUCAAAUAUAUAGAUUAAAUUAGAUUUGCAAGUCGCUAAGCAAUAACUAGAUAUUACAAAAAACACAUUUGAAAAAUAAAUAACUCAAUAAAGAAUUUAAAUUGAAAAUUAUGCAAAAACAAACUUAAUGAAGGAAGAUUAAGUUCUUUAGCUAUAAAAAAAGUUGUAAUCGACUCUUGAAGAAAAGGACAACUAUAGAAAACAAUUAGAAAAAAUGGCUGAUAGUAAGAAUUUAGAUGGAGAGUCCACAUUAAAGGAGUGUAAAAUAAAAUUAAGGAAAUAUGAAAGCCUGUUAUAAUAGGCUAAUGCAGAAAUAGAAAUAAAAGAUAUAUAAAUUCAAGAAUAGCAUUCUAAUUAGCUAAUAGAUAUCAUCAAUAUCAUUGAAAGUUAUAAUAAAGAGAAUCUUUAAAUUAAUUAAUAAUUAGAAUAAUAAAUUUAAUUAGUUGAACAAUUAAGAAAUUAGAAAGGAAAUUAAAAUGAGAUUUCUGAUUAAAAUAAAUGUAAAGAAUUAGAAGAGUAAAUUAAUAAAUAGAAAAUGACAAUAUAGAGAUAAAAAAAAUAAAUUGAGUAGCUCGAAAAGUAGAAGUAAGAAUAUUUAGUAAUUUAGUAAUUCAAAAGUUGAAUCUGAAUAACAGACACAAAAAGAGAAGAAGACUCAAAGUUAGGAGGAUGAAAAUGUUAUUGAUAACCUGAAGAACUUGCUUCAAUAGUUAUACAUAAAGAUAAAAUAUCAGGAAUAAAUUUCAUAAUAAGAUGACAUUCAAAUAAAAGAAUAACAAUAAUAAAUUUUGGAGAGAGAUGAAUGGAGGAAACACUUUGAAGAAUCAAAUAGAAUGAUAUAAAACACAUCUUCUAAGAUACUUUUGUAUAAAUAAGAAGUUGCUCAAUUAAAUAUGUAAUUAGAUAAAUUAAAACUAGAAGAUAAUUAAAAUAAAUAAACAUUAUCUUAAUAUUAAGCUUAAAUAUCAAAUGAAUAAUAAAGUGUGGCUAAAUUAAAAGAAGAAAAAUAGUAAUUAUAAAUACAAAAUGAUGAUCUAAAAAUACAAUUACAAAUUAAAAAUAAUAAUAAUAAUAAUAAUAAAUAAGAAUUAUAAUAAUAACUAUUAGUUUAAUAACUUUAAUAAAAAUUUGAAAUAGAAAGAAAUGACUUUAAUAAAUAGAAAAAAUAAUUAUAAUAAGAAUUGGAUAACUUAAAAUAAUAAUAUUAAUUAUUAGCAUAAAAUCAUAAGGAGUAUUAGGAUUAAUAGAUGAAAUUAAACGAUAAAUAAAAGUUCGAAAUUAAGAACUUGAUAAAUCUUAAUGAUUAGUUAAACAUGCAAAAAUAAGAUUAAGACAAAGACAUAUCUUAAUUGAAAUAAAAUAUAAAUUAGCUUAAAACUGAACUUGAAAAACUGUAAAAAGAAAAUCAAUCUUUGAAAUAAGGAAAAGUAGACAAUGAAGCGAAGAAACUAGAAUAUAUGAAUCGCCUUAAAUCUCUGCAGAAUUAAAAUGAAUAAGCUGAAAAUGAAUCAUAAUAAUAAUAAAUGAGUUAAGCUUAAAAGGUUGCUUAAUUUGAAUAAAAAGACUCAUAAAUUGCAUCACUUUAAGAAAAGAUAGAAUAGUAAAAUCGUAGAAUUCGUUAAUUAGAAAUUGAUGAAAAGAAUUAUCAAUAACAAAUAAGAGAACUUAAAGAAUAAAUUUAAAAUCUUGGGCAAUCCACUUCAGAUAGUCAAAUUUCUGAAAAGUAAACAGUUGAGAUUAAGAACUUGCAUCAAGAAAUAAAAAAGUAUUAAGAAAAGGAGAACCAAAACCGAAUUUAAAAAGAAAGAUUAGAAAAGAAAUAUUUAGAACAAGUGACUGAAUUAUCAAAUAAUUAAGAUGAAAUGUAUUUAUAAAUAAAGGAGUUGAGAUCAAAAGCUUAAAUGAGCGAUGAUAACUUCAAAAGGAAUAAGGACCUUGAAAUUAUACUUAAAGUUAAAUAGGAUUAAUUAAUGAGCUUAUCUUAAAAAAUACAGGAAUAAACUGCGUAUAUAGAGAAGCUUGAGCGGAAAAUUUAAGAACUAAAAUGAAGAAGUGAGUUUAUCUUAACAAUAUGAUAUUUAUCGAAAUCAAG